UGCCUCGAACGCGUACCCAUCUCUAGUCAUCCAUUCCCUUCGAGAGUGUCGAGUCCUGUGUACCGGGACUUCCCUUCUCAUCCGCGUCAUGAUGCGUCUCCUGCUGCUGCCUCUGUUCCUCUUCACCCUGUCCAUGGCCUGCAUGGGCCAGACUUUCCAGUAUUCACGGGGCUGGACCAACGGCAAGAGGGCUUUGAGUCCGGCCGCAUCACCGCUGCUGGGCAACGGUGGACACUUCCACCGGAGCAAUGAGUUGGCCUACACGGAUCUCUAUGAUCUGCAGGAUUGGAGCAGUGAGCGGCGAUUGGAACGUUGCCUGUUACAACUCCAACGCUCAUUGAUCGGUCGCAACUGCGCCCCCGGCAUGGACUUAAACCGCGUUGGGGAUGCCGAUUCCGGUGAUAGCUCCCAUCUACUCCCCAGACUCAAUGGCAACCUCAAUAGUGAAAAUGUUCUGUAUUCCAACAUUAACUCGAACUCCAAUCGGCAUCGCCAGUCGAACGAGCUGCUCGAGGAGCUGAGUGCCGCCGCCAGUAGCGGAGGAGGAGGCUCAUCCUCCGAGCCCAAUGUUUUUGGAAAGCAUUAGUUCGAAUUUCUUUAUGUCUAUACAAAUAUUAUUCUUAAACUAGCAAAA
Drosophila serrata is the source of this 634-nucleotide messenger RNA. RefSeq names its product Corazonin (gene Crz). Lineage: Eukaryota; Metazoa; Arthropoda; Insecta; Diptera; Drosophilidae. Gene Ontology annotation, molecular function: corazonin receptor binding. Gene Ontology annotation, biological process: positive regulation of heart contraction. The record is from RefSeq and is a predicted model, not a curated record.